CCUAGGUACCUUCCUUCAUCAUUUCGAAGCUCACUCACGCCAACACAUCUAACGACGUCCAAGGGAAUACAGCAUGGCGACGGCCGAGGUUGACGGCACCGUCUCAAGAUGGAAAUAUUUAGAUCGAAUUCGCAGGACCCCUGGCCCCUUCAAUCAAGACUCCGAAAUCAGCGAAGAAGCUCUCGCAGCGCUGGACCAGGCUAAGAUCUUGGUCAUCGGUGCUGGCGGUCUUGGAUGCGAAAUACUAAAGAAUCUCGCCCUAUCUGGCUUCAAGGACAUUCAUGUCAUAGAUAUGGACACCAUCGACAUCUCGAACCUCAACCGCCAGUUCCUCUUUCGCAAAGACGAUGUGGGAAAGUUUAAAGCCGAAGUUGCCGCAAAAUUUGUCGAGAAGCGGGUCAAAGGCGUUAAAAUCACACCUCACAACUGCCGAAUACAAGAAUUUGACGAGGACUUUUACAUGCAGUUCCAGAUUGUUGUAUGCGGUCUCGACAGCAUCGAAGCGAGGCGAUGGAUCAACUCUACCCUAGUGAAUAUGGUUGAUAUAGAAGAUCAAGACUCUCUGAAACCACUCAUCGACGGCGGGACGGAAGGAUUCAAGGGCCAAACCAGAGUCGUGCUACCCACCAUAACACCAUGUAUUGAGUGUCAACUAGAUCUGUAUACUCCAAGAGCUGCGGUUCCCUUAUGUACCUUGGCUACUAUCCCACGGCAACCAGAGCACUGCAUAGAAUGGGCCCAUAUUAUCGCGUGGGAACAGGAGAAGCCAUUCCCAAGCCUAGACAAGGACGACCCUGAGCAUAUCACCUGGCUCUAUCAGAAAGCCCUUACACGAGCCCAGGAAUUCGGUAUCUCUGGUGUCACCUAUUCACUUACACAGGGCGUCGUCAAGAAUAUCAUCCCGGCAAUAGCGUCCACUAAUGCCGUCAUUGCUGCCAGCUGCUGCAACGAAGCUUUAAAACUCGCCACCACGGCAGCACCCUGUCUUGGGCUCCAGCCAGAGAGCUACAUGAUGUAUUCCGGUGACGAUAGUAUCUAUACAAACACAUUCAAGUACGAGAAGAAGGAAGACUGCGCUGUAUGCGGCAACUUAGCCAAGCCGUUGGAGGCCGAUCCUGAUUGGACACUCAGAGAGCUCCUCGAUUCUUUCGCGAUGAAAGCGGAUCUUCAAUUAAAGAAGCCUUCCAUCAGAGCCGAAGGCAAGACUCUGUAUAUGCAAUUCCCCCCAAGCAUAGAGGAACAGACACGGCCGAACCUAGAUAAGACCCUGAGGGAAGGCUUGGGCCUGCACAAAAAUCACGAAGUUGUUGUAACGGAUCCGGCCUUCCCGGCGUUGCAUUUUAGAUUUAUUCUCCAGUUUACAUGAGCAAAGGAGUUUCGGGGAAGUUAUACCAGAGUCCAUACAUACCUAGAAAGAUAGGCAGGACCAGACCUUGUUUAAAGUUGAUGUGGCUGUUCAUAAGUUGAUUCUCCCCAGUCCCAUGAUUAGCAAU
Molecule: messenger RNA, 1493 nt
Organism: Annulohypoxylon truncatum
Lineage: Eukaryota; Fungi; Ascomycota; Sordariomycetes; Xylariales; Hypoxylaceae
Exons: 2
Coding region: 74-1366 (430 amino acids)
Biological process (GO): protein neddylation
Cellular component (GO): cytoplasm; nucleus
Molecular function (GO): NEDD8 activating enzyme activity
Source: RefSeq, a predicted model, not a curated record